Pocillopora damicornis (cauliflower coral) is the source of this 1463-nucleotide messenger RNA. RefSeq names its product mevalonate kinase. Gene Ontology annotation, molecular function: mevalonate kinase activity; ATP binding. Gene Ontology annotation, biological process: cholesterol biosynthetic process; isoprenoid biosynthetic process; isopentenyl diphosphate biosynthetic process, mevalonate pathway. Gene Ontology annotation, cellular component: cytosol; cytoplasm. Lineage: Eukaryota; Metazoa; Cnidaria; Anthozoa; Scleractinia; Pocilloporidae. The record is from RefSeq and is a predicted model, not a curated record.
AGCAGUGAAACAAAAUGGCGGCCACCGUGCGGUAAUACCGAACUAUCUCAAUCUGUCGUGUUUAUUCGUUCUUGUCGGGCGAAGAGGCGAAUGAUUUCUCCUUCUUUUACCGUCACUGCCCCGGGAAAGAUAAUCCUUCACGGAGAACAUGCAGUUGUCUAUGGAAAGAAAGCCGUUGCAGCAGCUAUCGAUUUGAGGACAACACUCAAAUUGGAAGCAACCAACGACGGUCAGUUUACGCUAAAGUUGCUAAACUUUGGGACAACGUGCAGGUGGAAAGGAGAAGAGCUACAACAAGAUGUGGAAAAACUUGGUAGAGAUGGAUCAUGUUGGCCACAGGAUGGAAGAAAGCUGUUCAAAAGGUCUUUUGACCUCUCUGAGGUCAAAGAAGUGGAUGAGAGAGUCAUUAAUGAUGCAAUAAGUGUGUUUAUUUACCUCAUUGGUCAGAUUGUUGAAGAAAUUGACAGGGUUCCUUCAUUCUCAGUGGUAGUGAACACGUCUUUACCAGUUGGAGCUGGUUUGGGAUCAUCAGCAUCAUACUGUGUUUGCCUUUCCACAGCUCUUCUGGCAGUAACAGGAAAGAUUUCACAACCCUCAAUGAUGAGAUCCAUUCCAGGUGAUGAGAGAGAGCUAUGCCAAAAUGAAAUGGCAUCUCUGUCUGUUAAAGACCUGGAGUUAAUUUGUAAGUGGAGUUUAGAGGCAGAAAAGCUUGUUCAUGGAAAGCCAUCUGGAAUUGACAACUCAGUUUGUACAUAUGGAGCAGUUCUUACUUUCCAAGAUGGAACAAUUGAGCACUUGUCAAGAAUUCCACAGCUCAGGGUCUUGAUAACAGACACAAAGAUACCCCGCAGCACAAAGAAGUUAGUGGCAGGCUUAAGGGACAGAUGUCAACAGCUUCCUUCUGUUUACAAUCCUUUGUUUGAUGCUGUUGGUGCUAUUGCAGAAGAGAGCUGUGUGUAUCUUGAGAAGCUGUAUCAAAUCCAAGCAGCUUCACCACCGGAAGAAGAAAACUCUCAAGAGCACUAUUGUAUGUUGAAGAAACUUAUUGACUUGAACCAACAGUUGCUUGUGACAUUAGGAGUUAGCCACAGUUCAUUGGACCAGGUGUGUCACGUGACCGCUAAACACGGUUUGCACUCCAAGUUGACUGGAGCGGGCGGCGGAGGAUGUACCUUUACACUUGUCACGCCAGGUACCAGAGAACUGUCCGUGUCUUCAGUCACUCGCGAACUGACCACUAUUGGUUUUGAUGUUUGGGAUACUUGUCUUGGCGCGCAGGGUGUUACCUUGUCGCGCAACCCACCCACCCAUCCCUCGCAAUAGAAUCAAGAUGUUGUCUCAGUCGAUCAGAAGUUCUGGCCCGAACUCAGGCGUGUCCUCGGCAAUUUUACCCAGGUCAGAGGCUUUAUGCAGGAGUAGUCACAUCCGGGUACCACAGCUUAUCGUGCAGCCCUCAGCCAGCC